Molecule: messenger RNA, 723 nt
Organism: Soboliphyme baturini
Lineage: Eukaryota; Metazoa; Nematoda; Enoplea; Dioctophymatida; Soboliphymatidae
Source: the annotation of a GenBank genome assembly
AUGUCAUCGCCAACCUCGUCGGUCUCUUCGAAGCUGCCGGCUUUACCGCGCGGCUCAUAUUUCAAGAAAGAUUGGAAAAUCAUAAAGAAACUUGGUUCUGGUGCAUUUGGAAGUGUAUAUGAAGCAUUCGAUUUGCGGAGACAGCAAAGGUUUGCAAUGAAGGGUGCUCGACACGCUUGUGGCUUGAUUGAAUUCGGAACGAUGGAUGGCAUGAACUACAUCGCCAUGUCCUUAGUGGGCAAGAACCUUGAAGACCUUCGACGUCAAUGCCCCAGAAAGCGCUUUGGCGUCGGCACCACCACCAGACUGGCGAUUCAAUGUUUGGACGCCAUCCAAGAACUGCACAACAUCGGUUACCUGCACAGGGAUGUAAAGCCACAAAAUUACGCGAUCGGUUUGCAUGCGUAUGACCGACACAAAGUGUACCUUCUUGACUUUGGCCUGGCCAGGAAGUUUGUGAAAGACGGCAAACUGCGAACCAAACGACGGAAACCAGGAUUCUGCGGCACAAUCACCUACGCCUCGGUCAAUGCGCACAAAGGCAGAGAACUCGGACGCCAUGAUGACCUCUUAUCCCUGUUUUACAUGGUGAUUGAGUUCAUCAGAGGUCAUCUACCGUGGUCACACGUUCAUGACAAAAGGACAUGCGGACACAUGAAACAAGACCUACCGGUAAUGGUCUUUAAAUUUGUGCCUGAUGAUCAUGCACUGAGAUUUCGUUAG